Marmota monax (woodchuck) is the source of this 4407-nucleotide messenger RNA. RefSeq names its product carbonyl reductase 4 (gene Cbr4). The record is from RefSeq and is a predicted model, not a curated record. Gene Ontology annotation, biological process: fatty acid biosynthetic process. The transcript has 5 exons. Gene Ontology annotation, molecular function: quinone binding; oxidoreductase activity, acting on the CH-OH group of donors, NAD or NADP as acceptor. Bases 177 to 890 code for a protein of 237 amino acids. Lineage: Eukaryota; Metazoa; Chordata; Mammalia; Rodentia; Sciuridae.
UCUUCGCCGCUUCUUAAAUUGCCAGAGUCUGUGGGCUGGAGCUGGCGUCUGCUGGGCUGUUGUUCUUUGGCCUGGCUUUAGCUGUCUAUCCAUUUACUUAUUUAUUUUUUAAAAGCCCGAGGUUCCCUGGAGAAGGGCGGCAGGUCCCAGCCAAGUUUUCGACUUACGGGUUCAAGAUGAACAAAGUGUGCGCUAUUUUUGGAGGUUCCCGGGGUAUUGGCAGGGCAGUAGCCCAGUUAAUGGCCCAGAAAGGCUACCGACUGGCGAUCAUCGCCAGAAAUCUGGAAGUGGCCAAAGCCGCCGCAGGUGACCUCGGCGGAAAUCAUUUAGCAUUUAGCUGUGAUGUUGCUAAAGAACAUGAUGUUCAACAUAUAUUUGAAGAGAUGGAGAAACAUUUAGGUCAAGUAAAUUUUUUGGUAAAUGCAGCUGGUAUUAACAGGGAUAGUCUUUUAGUAAGAACAAAAACCGAAGAUAUGAUAUCUCAACUUAAUACUAAUCUCUUGGGUUCUAUGCUGACUUGUAAAGCUGCCAUGAGGACUAUGAUUCAACAACAGGGAGGGUCUAUUGUUAAUGUAGGAAGUAUUAUCGGUUUAAAAGGCAAUUCUGGCCAGUGUGUGUAUAGUGCCAGUAAAGGAGGAUUGGUUGGAUUUUCACGUGCACUUGCUAAAGAGGUAGCACGAAAGAAAAUUAGAGUGAAUGUAGUUGCACCAGGAUUUGUUCAUACAGAUAUGACGAAAGACUUGAAAGAAGAACAGUUAAAGAAAAGCAUUCCUCUUGGAAGGUUUGGAGAAACCAUUGAGGUGGCACAUGCAAUUGUGUUUCUUUUAGAAUCACCAUAUAUUACAGGACAUGUUCUAGUAGUGGAUGGAGGGUUACAACUUGUGGUAUAAUUUAGAGAUUGUUCAGUUAUAAUGGUGAUUAGAAUCAAGUCAUACUUUAGCUAUUGAUAAGACAAUCAUACUACCUGGUGACACUUGCUAAUCAAACCUACUGAUGCUACCAAUGUUGAUUUCCUUCUUUAUAUAAAUGUUUGAAAAGAACAAUGUGUGCCCAAUUGGUUUAUCUAAAGGGUAUGAAUCAUCUAUACUAGCUACCUUUAUAGGCCAUAUCAAUUUUAGUAUAUAGACAUUUUGUAAAGGACAUAAUAUUUAUGUUUUGCCUCAAAAAUGGAAAAAUUAUAUUGUAUAAUUAUGAUGAAUGAUUUCAUUGUAUCAGGCUGAUUUUUCUAGAAGUUAACUUCUAGACAGUUGCUAAAAUAAGAAUUUCCAGAACAUUGAUUUAUUGUCAGUACUUUAGCAAAUUUGCUGAAGUUAAACAUUGUAUUGUUUUGCAUAUGUUUAGGCAAUCAAUUUUUUAUAUGGGUUGGAAAAAAUAGUAUCAAUUAGACAAAGACAUGAAUUUAGAGUUGAUUUCUUAGAGCAGUAUUACUCUUGGUUGAACAGCUGGACAAAAUAACCUGUAAAUUUAAAUGUGGUGCAAGUGGCUUAUUUUGUAGAAAUUCCCAGCGGUAAUGAGGACCAGUCCUUAAGGUUUUAAUAUCUGGUACAGUAAUGAGCUGCAUGGAUUUCAUGAAUUUAGGCAGUGUUUUUUUUAACCUACAAAAACUCAGUAUAGUGAGUUACUUAAAAAUAAUUCAAGCUUUUGGAAGGGUACCUGGAACAAAUUUGUACCAAACCAGCAGCUUCAGUUGCCACAGUUCUCUUCAGUUCCUGGAUGUUUCUCGUGGCCAAAAAUGCACUAAAUCAUCUCCAAGUUUGAACAUCCAGCAAACAAUGGCAAGACAGAGCACCUGAUUUCCAGACAAAUAUGGUAAUGUGGUAUUAGCUAUUGGAGCCACUUUUCUGUAUUGCUGUGUGGACACACAUAGUAACACAAAUUGGAAUAGAAUGGAACCUGUCCCCUGUUGGCUGGGUCAUCCCAAAGGAAUGGAGAGAUCAGUAAUUGUGCCAACUUAUAAUUGAUGCCAAGUAAAAGCACUGUGUACCUAUUAUACCUAUGGCAUAUUGAAGAAAUAAAGUACACUUGAAACAUUAAAAAAGAAGUUUAGGAAACUUAACAUUAUGAGCAUUUUUGUAUUGUGAAUAUAACAAUGAUCCUUACCCUAGUAUUUUAGAAAGGUGUAAUGGCCAAUUUGAAUUGUCAACUUGAUUGGAUUAAGAGAUGCAACAAUUAAAGAGUGUGUUGAUCAGGGUGUGUCAAGGAAUGAUUGGCAUGUGGGAUGGCCAACUGAAAUGGAGACCCUCCAUGAGCAUGGGCAGCACCUUCCAAUAGGAUGAUGGCUUGGAUGAAAUGAAAGUUGGAAGAACAAGAAAGCAGCAGCAGAUGCAAACUCCAUUCUUCUUGAAUGGGUUCUUGAUUGCUGCUGUGAUGUCUGAGGAUCGCUCUUGCUUUUUCACUCUUCCAAAGUGAUCUCUACCAGUGAUUCUCCAGGGAAUUUCCAGAAGUCUUCCAUCUCAGACUAGGAUAGAACCAUUGAUCCCUCUUGUUCUGUGGCUUCAGCUUCUUGGACUGUGUAGCUACUUGUUCUUCCAGCUCUCCAGCCUGCAAACAGCCAUUGUGGACUAUCCAGCUUCUGUUUGUGUAAGCCAACCUAAUGAGUCCCCCUUUUAAAAUUAUACUUCCUGUUGAUUCUGUUCCUCUAGAGAACCCUGACUAAUAUAAAAGGUAAUAAAUAAUUACUCAUAAGUAAUCAUAAAAUAUUUUAAAUAUAUUUGCAGUAACAAUGAGUUAAAUGUCUUUACAAGAAACAAAGCAAUAGUCUUGAAACAGAGUGUUUGCCUGGGCAUAGAGAUAAAGAUAUGAACUGAAUGUAAAAUAUCAGGUAACAUCUUUUUUGCAUUGAACUCUUGGGAAUAAUGCAGAUUUCAGUGUCACUAGGUUCAUGUUUUUAUUUAUCAGUUUUCAAAAUGUUUUAAAUAUUGCAUUCCAAAGUAAUUAUCAUAAUUUUCUAAUAGCUUUUUUUAAAAGUGGAAUAUUAUCUAAGAAUUAUGUUGAAAAUUGGUGCAAAAAAUGAUUAAGAUGUACUAAUAAAUUCAGAGUAACAGUAUUUUAAGUCCUUUAUGGUCUAAAUCAAGAUUCCUGAUUCCUUAAAAAUUAUUCUUGUUUUAAAAAAAUUACUUUAUUUGUUUAUUUUUUUAUGUGGUGCUUAGGAUUGAACCCAGUGCCUCACACAUGCUAGGCAAGCACUCUACCACUGAGCCACAACCCCAGCCUCUUAAAAAUUCUUUUUUUUUUUUUGUGGUGCUGGGAUUGAACCCAGGGCCUUGUGCAUGCAAGGCAAGCACUUUACAUCCCCAGCCCAAAAAUUAUUCUUAAUUUAUCUUUCAAAUUGUUUUUUUUUUUUUUUUUACUUAGAUUUCCCUGUUCAGAAUAUGAGAAAGUAAAGUGUAAGUCAAGUUAGUAUUAUUGAACAAAUUGUCUACUAAAUGCAGAAUACAGAAUAUAUCAGGUGUUCAUAAUUCCUGGCACAUAUAGGAAAUGUAGCACUCAGGAUAGUUAUAGAUAUGAUGCUUUUAAGCUGGGAGAGUUUGUGCGGCCAGAGUAUGUACUUCUGCUCUCCCACCUACUGGCCUCUGGCUGCCUGCAUUUCAUAAUUGCUUUGUAUUCAGGCUUUAGUUCCCCUCAGUGGACAAUCAUGUUCUGAAGUCACCAGUGAUUAAGAAGAAAGCAGUGUAUUUCACUGAACUGAUGACAGGUUAGAGAUAGGCUUAACCUUUAAGGAUGUGUAUUUACACAUUAAAAUAAGAAAUACACCUUUUAAACUAUUCUCACCCUCCCGUAGCCUAUUUCAAACUGGCAAAAUAUGUGGAGAAGUCUUGAAAUGGGUAAAAUAAACCUUCACUCUUCCAUCUUAGGUGAAUUCUCCACCUACUUUAGCUGACCUGGUAGAAUUUGUAAUUCAGUACUUGCAUUCUGUUUCUGAAAUCAGUUCCUAAUUAUUGCCUUACAGUCAGAGAUUCAAGAACUUUAAUGAAUUAUUAACCAACAGAAUGAUCUAUAGUUGUUAUGACUCUUGGAACCUACAAUCCAGCCCAUGUGUAGCAUUUAAAAAUAAAAAAGAAAGGAUAAUGGUUAAAACCAAUGUAUUAAAAUUUUGCAUUGAAGUUUUAAAACUUGUGCUCCUUUCACAUGUUUAUUCAUAUUCAAUUUAAGAGGGAUUGUAACUGUUUUUUAGAGAUAGAAUUACAUGUUAUAAAUUACUUUGGGGGGAUAAUUUGUGUGAAGAAGAUAACUUAUUUAUGCUUGCAUUAUCCAGAAGACUAUUCUGGAUAUUCAAGAGUUAUAUCUUACAUUACUGAUAUAUUUUUCCAAGCUUUUGGAAUGGAAGUAUGUAUAAAGUAAAUCCUACUGCUGUCCUGACUUGGCAAAUAUACUAUACUAAAAUAAAGUACUUAAUAAUUAACUUUA